Phalacrocorax carbo (great cormorant) is the source of this 5100-nucleotide messenger RNA. The record is from RefSeq and is a predicted model, not a curated record. Lineage: Eukaryota; Metazoa; Chordata; Aves; Suliformes; Phalacrocoracidae.
GUUUCACUUCCGCUGUUAAAGGAGACGCGCCGCGGAGGAGCGCGGCGGGGGCUGUCGAGCGGACGGGAGGGGGUCGGGCGGCCCCUUUAAACUAUGCGCGCGGCGCGCGGGCGACCAUGCAAUGGCGGUCCGUGGUGCUGGGGCUGCUGCUGCUGAGGCUGGGGCUGCAGGCGCUGCUGGCGCUGCUGCCCGCGCUGGCUCCCGGCCUCUGCCUGCGCCGCCGCUUCCCCUUCCCCUUCCCGCCGCCGCCCGCUGCCCUCGGCCCGCCCGGCGCCGCCGCCCGCCCCGGCUCCUCGCACUGGGGCUCGCUGCUGCGGCGGGGCGGUGGGGCGGCGGCGGCGGCGGGGGGCGACGAGUACGAGCGGCGGUAUAGCGGGGCCUUCCCGCCGCAGCUGCGGGCCCGGCUGCGGGACGCCGCCCGCGGCAUGUUCGUCUUCGGGUACGACAGCUACAUGCGGCACGCCUUCCCGCGGGACGAGCUCGACCCCCUCCACUGCAGCGGCCGCGGGCCCGACCGCCACGACCCCUCCAACCUCAACAUCAACGACGUCCUGGGAAACUACUCGCUGACGCUGAUCGACGCCCUGGAUACGCUGGCGGUAAUGGGAAACGCCUCAGAAUUCCAGAAAGCGGUGAAGUUGGUGAUUGACACUGUUUCAUUUGAUAAAGACUCAACUGUCCAAGUUUUUGAGGCAACAAUCAGGGUUUUGGGAAGCUUGCUUUCUGCCCACAUAAUAAUUACAGAUACCAAACAGCCUUUUGGUGAUAUGACCAUUAAGGAUUAUGACAAUGAGCUGUUGCAUAUGGCUCACGACCUAGCAGUGAGACUACUUCCAGCCUUUGAGAACACGAAAACUGGAAUUCCAUACCCUCGGGUCAAUCUGAAGAAGGGGGUACCUCCAGACAGCAAUAACGAGACUUGUACUGCAGGAGCAGGUUCUUUGCUGGUGGAGUUUGGUAUCCUUAGCCGGCUUCUUGGCGAUUCCACGUUUGAAUGGGUGGCCAGGAGAGCUGUCAAAGCACUCUGGAGUCUCAGGAGCAAUAACACUGGACUGCUAGGAAAUGUUGUAAAUAUUCAAACUGGUCAUUGGGUUGGAAAGCAAAGUGGAUUGGGAGCAGGGUCGGAUUCAUUCUACGAAUACCUUCUGAAGUCUUACAUCCUCUUUGGAGAAAAGGAAGACUUGGAGAUGUUCAAUGAUGCUUAUCGGAACAUUCAGAACCACUUAAGAAGAGGUCGAGAAGCCUGCAAUGAAGGUGAAGGUGACCCUCCUUUGUAUGUUAAUGUAAACAUGUUCACGGGACAGCUGAUGAACACCUGGAUUGACUCUUUGCAAGCCUUUUUUCCCGGACUGCAGGUAUUGAUAGGAGAUGUGGAAGAUGCUAUUUGUCUCCAUGCUUUUUACUACGCCAUAUGGAAACGAUACGGAGCUCUCCCAGAAAGAUACAACUGGCAAUUGCAAGCACCGGAUGUUCCUUUUUAUCCCCUGAGGCCGGAGUUAGUGGAAUCUACGUAUCUUCUUUAUCAGGCUACAAAGAACCCAUUUUACCUUCAUGUGGGAAUGGAUAUUCUGCAGAGUUUGGAAAAUUAUACAAAAGCAAAGUGUGGCUAUGCCACCUUACACCACGUUGUGGAGAAGACAAAGGAAGAUCGAAUGGAGAGCUUUUUUCUCAGUGAAACAUGUAAAUAUUUGUACCUGUUGUUUGAUGAAGAGAAUCCGCUGCAUAAAUCUGGAAAUAAGUAUAUGUUUACUACUGAGGGACAUAUAGUGUCUGUGGAUGAACGUUUUCGUAACUCACUGUGGCAAGACAUCCUCCCUGGAGAAGAGGACGGCGCAGGAAAAAUGAAACCUAACGACUUGAAGGCAGUCAACUUCAGUUCUAAUUGUAACAGAGUUCCUGACGAGAGGAGGUACUUACUGCCGUUGAAGAGUAACUACAUGAGACAGAUUGAUCGAAUGGUGGGCUUGAUCUGAACGGUUCUUCAGAGUAACUUUUAUCAUAUGUCAGGAGGAGCAUGGGAUUUGGCUGUAGACGUUCCUCUCCUCUUCAGCUACACACCUGCAUAUGCUGAGUCACUUGGGUAUCCCCCAUGCUUGUUAGUUUUCAAUUAUGGACACGAAGGGAGAUUGAGUUCUCUUAAGAGUUCCCUCUUCUGAACUGUGGUAACUCCAUGUGCCACCUGAAUAGAGAUUUCUUUUAAGACUUCCUAUGAAAAAUGUUGUUGCAAAUGAAGGCUGGCUAUACUUUAGAAGAAAAAAAAGAAAAUUGGCAUGUGCCACUUAGCUACCUCUUUGUAGGUGCAUUACAAAUGUCCCUUUAGAAAAGGGUCUAGUAUUUAAUUUGACAUGAUCUUGGGAUUGGGGAAGGAAUGGGAAAGUGCAAUUUCUUACACCAAGUUUAGCCAUUGGAUUAUUCCGACUAGCAAUACACAACCUUAAGUACUACUCAGGUAGGAACCCACUGGUAAUGGGUUUUGCUGAAACAAAACCGCUGCAUUUAGAAUAGUACCUUGAAAAGAUAACUCCUGAUCCUAUGAGAAGCUAGCCGUGUAGUCACGAUGUCCCUCAUAUACACAGUUGUGUAGAACUGCACGGUCGCAAGAGCCUGCAGAACCCAGUAAUAAAACAAAUCGGGUGUCUUAUUUUGUAAGGGAAUGGGGAGGGGGGAAGGGGAAAUUGCAAAGGCACUCAGCUCUCUGAGCAGCUAACUUUGUAUAGCUUAGCUGAGCAGAAGUUGCAAAAGUUUCAUUGUUUGCCACGUAUCUAGUGCCUUUUCAGGAGAGAUGCUGCUAAGAACUGGUAUAACAGUACAUGAAGAACAAACUAUCUCACAUUCCUGACAGCAAUAAUAUGUUAGUGCCUUAAGUUUUCUUCACUAGUAGGAAAAACUGAGCUUGCUUGGGAAGGUGGAUAAAGUAUUUCUGAGUAGCUGGUAACAAAAUACAGUGGAUCCCAAAGUAACUUAAAAAGUAAGUUACAAAUGAGAUGACUUCUCCUUUUUUCUUUUUUUUUUUUUUUUUUUAAGAUACUGGAAGAAUAUCAGCUGCUGUGCUCAUCCCAAAGAAUACUUGUGGGCUGGAUUAAUUCCCAGUGUCACCUUAGUUCAUAACGGGGCUGCCUCUGCAUCGCCCUGGGAUGCAGGCAGUCAGAGGUCUGAGCCUGCAGUGUGCUAACUUCCCUCUGCCACAAGACAGUCACGGCUGCAGCAGCUGUCGAUGCUGGCUGUGGUGCUGUGCUGCACCUGUAAACCGUGCCUUUUGCUUCUGGUGAGGGGUGGUGAAAAAAUGCCGUUGCUUCUUCCACCGUCUUGAAAUACAGCUCAGAUACGCUUUUGAGAAGAAAGCAGUUAAAUUCAAGCAGGGCUGUUGAGGGAUGAAAACAAACUGAGGCCAAAACAACUUUAUAGCAGUUGUUUUUUUUUCAGUGGUGCCCCAUUGCUUACAUGCUUUUUACUUUUGACUACAGCUGAAGUAGCUGAGUGUUACCGUUGGGUUAAUUAUUUUUAAAUUAAGGCUUAAAUAUAAGGGCAAACUUGAUCUGCUGUAUUUUCACCUUCUUAUAACAACAUCAGUUUUCAUAAACCGCAUGUUGCAGCUCAAAACAUUUCUAAUAAAUAUGAAGUUAGUGCUGAAGAGGUUAUUGUUUGAAUCUUUUAGUAUACAGACGCAUCUCAGGGACUCCGUUGCGGAACCUUCUGUUCCGUGAUAGUUGGAUCGUGUAUUCAGGCAAAAAAAAAAAUCAUGUUUUCUUAGUCAUGUGUGUAUUUUAAGGGGAGGAGGGUUGGAGUGGGGAGAGGGAAACACGCUAAGAUUUCCCAAAGCAUUGCAAUAGGAUCGGUUGCCUUGAUACUUGAGGCAGCUGGCAAUUCCAGCCCCUGUAGAAUUGGCUUUGCAAACCUAUUACUGGAAUAUCUUAGUGGCCUAUUUCAAAGCAAAACAUAAAUUCAAGGUGUUAUGAUCCAAAGAGGUAUUGGGAGAGGUUGAAGGUAUAGCUUCUUAACCAACCAGUAAACGUUGCCUGGCACGCAGGUACGCUUCAGGUUGUACGCAUGCGAAGAAGUGCAGGAGGGUGCGUAGAGGGAGUGCAGAAAGCAAAAAUGUCUGGGCUUUCUGAAGACGAUUCUGAGACGAUUGAAAGAUCUAAUUGUAGCUCUGAAAUGAGAAGGGCUUGGUGGUGCGGGAGCCAAGCGCAGCAUGCCACAACUGGCCGUUUAAAGUCCCGGCGUGGUGGGUGCCAGGACCGGCAUUGCCCUGGGUGUGUUGGUGGCUGCUCCUGGUAGUGACUUUUCCCUGCCUCGCAGUUUAGCUCUCUGAAUGUGCAUUAUGUACCUUGCAAUCGCCUCUCAGUGUUUUGUGCCUUCUGAAGCACCGGAACCCUGGGAAGGGCUCCAGCCAAGCGUUACGCACAGAAAUCUGUUUCAGAGUUUUCCUCGGAGAAUUACACGACUACAGUGAAGUUGCACAACUGUUCUGCCACUGUGCUUUUCCCUCUUGUACGUGGCCAGAAACAGUGAGGGGUAGCUGUAGGAUGGGAACAGGAUGGGCAGGUAUUGCAGCCUGUCAGCCCUCAGUGACUUGGACCGUUGGUUACAGUGCCAAAUAGUCUAUGGUCAGCUUCUUCUUAGAAACAGCAUUGAAAUUUGUGUUGCCAAGGUGAUCUGACAGUCAUCUUUCCUUAGGAACGGGGUUUGUCUACAAGGAGACUGGUGCUGACUAUGUGGUAAAAGGCUUUGUAUUCUUUAAGGGGCCGAUUUUUCUCUGUUUUAAAACUGCUUUGAUACAUUUUCACUCUGUAAUGGCAGGGCACGUGUUAUGCACUAGAAUUAAAACUUCUGUAUCAGUCAAUGAUAUCAAAAUGAAAUUGAUAACACUGCUGGAAUAACUUGCUGAAACAGACUUUUGUAUUUCUUGGUAUAAUGUGCAAUAUAGAUUUUUCCUAAUUAAAACUGCAAUGUAUGCUUAAUUGUUGUUUUUCCAUGAAGUAUUUAAUUGGGGAUGGGAAAUUUUUAAGAGGACCAAAUGCUCUUUCAUGAAAUGUCCUAAGUUUUCAAAACUGAGCUUAAAUUUUACAAAUCUGCAUUAAAAAACGGUGUUUUCGACCA